Messenger RNA from Sorghum bicolor (sorghum), 1986 nucleotides. RefSeq lists its product as uncharacterized. NCBI's taxonomy places the organism in Eukaryota, Viridiplantae, Streptophyta, Magnoliopsida, Poales, Poaceae. The transcript has 2 exons. Gene Ontology annotation, molecular function: ADP binding. The record is from RefSeq and is a predicted model, not a curated record. The coding region runs from base 1 to 1986 and encodes 661 amino acids.
AUGCCGCUCGGCCAGUACGGUUGCGGCCUGGCACAAGUGGGUGCCGGGCAGUGGGAGGGCAACGCCGUCUGGGCUUUGCGAGACAAGAGCAGAUUGAGUGUUGAAGCGACCACGGUCCAAGGGGCGGUACGGGAGAUAAUCUGUUACUUAGAGGAUACAGGACAUCCAAAUCAGGUCAUCUACUUUGAUGGAUGGCAUGGACUUGGUGCAUCUGCAGUCCUUGCAUCUAUAGCUGAAGAACCUCCGCUGUCUUUAAGAAGCAGAUUCGAUCUGAUUAUCCACAUUGACUGUUUUAAAUGGAAAAAUCGCAGACAACUCCAGAGGACAAUUGCACAGAAACUAAAUCUUCCGCAGCAAGUGAUGUCCAUCUUUGAAAGACAGGAUGAGGAUGAUGAUUUUGGUGGGGUGGAUGAAGGCUCUCGGGGUGAGAUAAGAGAAGUCAGGAGAGAGAUCCACCGAGCCCUUCAGGGGAAGUCAUAUUUUGUGGUCUUCCAUAACAGGACCGACACAAUGGUUGACUUUUAUGAUUUUGGCAUUCCUCCAGCUCCUGCUGAGUAUCCCUGGUCAAACAUUGUUGGGACAGUCUUGUGGACCUUCCGUGGAAGGCUCCGGAGCAUCACCUCAUCAAUGGAACAAGAGGCCACCCCUUAUCGUUAUGUCUAUGAGAAAAUAGAGAGACAGUUUAGGUAUCUUUAUUCAAGCAAGUACAGCAAUAGCAUCCUGCUUGACGAAGCUGCAGAAAUAAUUGGAUACACAAAGAACAAGGUAGACUUCGCCACCUCAGAAAUACUGCAUGUUUUUGGUAUCUUUUGUCCCUUUGUUCAUGGUUACUUCAUAGACUUUAACUGGGCUACUCAUGCCUCGAACUAUUGGGUUUGCGACGGGAUUAUACAAAGACAACAGCAAGUUGAAGCAUGGAACAUUGCUACUGCUCUCCGUGAAGAGAUACGCCUGGAGGACUACUCAUGGUAUGAUUUCCAGCGGCUGGUCACACUUCAUCCCCGUUGGAAGGUCCUCAGCAGCCCAAGCGCAUACACAGACUACUUGGAUCAGACAACAACAUCAUUCUUUUGUUCAGACAGAAGAGGAGAUGAGCAUCAGAGGGCAUCUUUGCCCGAUAAAAUGUUCCAAAGAGCCGACAACCUCCACGUGUUGAAACUCUGCCACUGCACCUUUAACUUUUCUUUGCCUCCUUUUCUUUGUUGCAAAAACCUCAGGUUCCUUGGAUUAGAUAGCUGCAAGGAUCAACCACAAAGAGUAGAAGAAAUCAAUCAACAAGAAGAUGAAGAAGAGCAUGACUAUUGUAGACAGACAACAGAAUUCUUUCAAAGCCUAUGGGUGCUCGACAUAUCUUGUACCGAUUGGGAACUGAGUUUAUCCCCAAAUACCCAAGAGAAAACAGCAACAAGCAUCAGGGAGAUCAAUAUAAAGAGAGGAAGAAUCUGGCACAAAAGCCAUGCAUGGACAUGGAGACAUCUACACAACAUUCACAAGCUGAGAGUCAUUGAGCCUACGUGCCCUUGGGAGACAGGCAACAUGGAUGAAUUAUCAGAUAUGGUGAAGCUGGAGCUCCUAGACUUGACAGGGAAUAGCACAAUACAAGUUUUGCCGAGCUUGUCAGGAGCAAUUGGGCUCAAGACACUGGUUCUAGAUGGUUGCGUUGGGAUGGAACAUGUUGGCCCCCAAUCAUUUCCUCCAUGUCUUGAAACAUUUAGCUUUGAUGCAGGGGAAGGACAGGGCCACGACAAGGAAGCUAAAAUCUCCCGUAUCUCCAUGGCUGGUUGUGUAAGACUGGUAAAAUUCAGAUUGGGUGGAUAUCUCCCAAACCUUGAGGAGCUGGACCUCUCUAGCACAUCGCUGAAAGCACUGGACCUCAAAGAUGAGUUGGUGCAGGCCCCAUGUCUACAACAGGUCAUUCUGUUGGGAUGCCAGCAGCUCCGGGCAGUUCUUUGGCCCAAAAGGGAGCAGCCAAACUCAGAAUCCUAA